CUGACAAAUGAUAGCCUUCUGUCAAAAUUGUGUUUUUAUGUAAUUCAAAACAACAUACAUUUCCAUUCAAAAUUAUCAAUAAAAAGUAUCUCUGGCACCAUACACUAAAUCUUAAAUAAUGGGAACUGUUCACGCUAAGUCUAGGCCAAGUGAAGCCUUUGGCGAAGUGGGAACAGAGCUUCUAGGUCUGGAAGAUCCAAUUGAUUUUGAAGAUGAGGCUGUCUCUAAACCUAGUAUACAACUAAAUGGAGUUAGGGCUCGUGUAGAUAGAGUGCAUGUUGACGGUCUCAGUAGAACCAAAGAUGAUAUAGUGCGGAGUGCAGUUGAUGAUCUGUUCCAUGCCACCGAUUUUGAAGAUGUCAUAUUACGAGCACAUAAAGUACGUAAAGCUCUGGACGCCACGGGCUGCUUCCGUGAGAUUGGAGUCUACAUUGACGUCUCAUCAGGUCCAGGCGCCACUCCUGAAGGACUUGAGGUGACUUUCAAUGUAAAAGAAUUGUCGCGUAUUGUAGGCGGUAUUAAUACGACGGUCAGCGAGAAUGAAGGAAACUUGGUUAUUGGUGUAAAGAUGCCUAACGUGGCGGGUAGGGGGGAACGCGUGCAGGCGGAGUACAGCCUGGGACAUCGCAGUACAUCCAACUUCAGUGUUACCACAGCGAAACCCUUCCCGCGCAGUCAGCUUACACCUGUUGUGUCAGCGUCGGUGUACCAGCAGAACCACGAGUACCCGUGGUCCGGCUACCGGCUGCUGGACCGCGGUCUGCUGCUCGACCUCGCAUUCAACACCUCGCCCUCGACCAAACAUAGCAUCCAGUGGGAAGGCAUGGUGCGGGAGACGUCAGUUCUCAGCAAAACUACCAGUUUUAAAGUACGCGAGAGUAGUGGUAAGGAUUACUUUUUUUUUGUUGCCAUGUUGCCAUAUUUAACUCUUUCUGCCCCGCACAGCCGCGUUGUGGAACGGUCUGUCCUCGGCGGUAUUUCC
This is a messenger RNA of Papilio polytes (common Mormon), 982 nucleotides long. RefSeq names its product sorting and assembly machinery component 50 homolog A. NCBI's taxonomy places the organism in Eukaryota, Metazoa, Arthropoda, Insecta, Lepidoptera, Papilionidae. The annotation marks the transcript as partial. Gene Ontology annotation, cellular component: SAM complex. Gene Ontology annotation, biological process: protein insertion into mitochondrial outer membrane; mitochondrial respiratory chain complex assembly. The transcript is spliced from 8 exons. The record is from RefSeq and is a predicted model, not a curated record.